Molecule: messenger RNA, 3128 nt
Organism: Lontra canadensis (Northern American river otter)
Lineage: Eukaryota; Metazoa; Chordata; Mammalia; Carnivora; Mustelidae
Gene: MEFV
Product: MEFV innate immuity regulator, pyrin
Exons: 10
Coding region: 47-2623 (858 amino acids)
Molecular function (GO): zinc ion binding; protein binding
Source: RefSeq, a predicted model, not a curated record
AGAGAUUGUUUCAGACAGCUGACUCUGGCCUCUCCUGGUCAACAGCAUGAUCAAGACGCCCAGUGACCAUCUGCUGGACUCCUUAGAGGAGCUGGGAGACAAUGACUUUGAGAAGUUCAAGUUUAAGCUGAGCAUCAGCCUGGAGAAGGAUCACUCCCGGAUCCCCCGGGGCCAGCUCCACAAUGCCAACCCCGUGAAGCUGGCCACUCUGAUGAUCACCCACUAUGGGGAAGAGAAUGCUGCGAGGCUGACCCUGCAAGUCCUGAGGGCCAUGAACCAGAAUCUCCUGGCAGAGGAGCUUAACAGGGUAAUUGGCCCAGAGCUUCUGAUACAAGCAAGUGGCACUGACGGUUCAGCAAUGUCUUGUUCCUCCGGGGAGAAUAAGCCCAAAGGUCUGAAGAUACCAGAUGGCCUGAAAGGUGACAGGCAGCGGCAAAAUGGUGAUGGGGCCCCUGGCCUGCCAUCCAGCCAGCAGGAGGCUGGAAGGGGGCCCCAGAAGAAGCCUCCGGGCAAACAGAGAGAUCAGAAGAGUUCUGAGGGCCUGGAUAUGCUGCACAAGUCAAGGCCCAGGAGCAUGACUCUGGGUGCCAGGAGAAGCCCACUCCCUAGCAAACCACAGGGGGAGAAGGGGAGUCCUAGUGCCAGGCUACCCAGGAAUGCCAACUCUUUAGGACGGCUCCAAGAACUUGACUCUGGGUUGCUUACUGGGUCCCUAGGAAGAAUAAAACCCAAGAUCUCUGAAGGACAUUUACCUUCAGGACAGAAGCGACCCAGAAGUCUUGAACUUAACAUUUUUCUGGGAGAGAGAGAAACUCCCAAACCAGAAACUCUUCUCUCUCAAGAUAAAACGAGAAGUGAUCAUCCAGACUCAGCAGCCGCCCCCAGUGAAGUGGCCACUCUGGAUGUAGGUGCUACCGUGGCUCCAGAGAAAGGCUCCAGGAAUCCAGAACAUUCCAUGAUUUCAAAGGGGGGAAUAUUCAGGAAUACACUUUCCAGUGCAUCACUGUCUGGAGACCAGAUGACCUGGGAGCAGCCAGAAUCCACAGGACCCUCGAAGAAAAAUGGAAUUGAGGCUCAAGAACCCCCUGAGGCCUUGAGGGAGAUGGUAGGCAGUGAGCUCCAUUACUCUUCAGGUCCAGAAGUCCCUUCUUCAGGAAAUUCUUCCACUGCCAUGUCUCCAGGGAAGCCACAGGAUGAGGCUGUAUAUCCCCCUGGCCGUGCCCAGGAAAGAGAUGACUCCUGCAGAUACUCCAUUGCUUCUAGGGACCCCAAGAUCUCAGGCAAAUGCUCAUCCAGCAGCCUCCUGCGCCUGGCCUCACUCACAGUAAAUAACUCGGAAGACUACAAGCAGCAAGAAGGCUUGCACAUGGCCACUUUGAGCCCCAAGUCCCUACCACAGUGUGAGCGACACAUGAAGCAGGUCCAGCUGCUCUUUUGUGAGGACCACAGGGAGCCUAUCUGUCUCAUCUGCAGUUUGAGUCAGGAGCAUCGAGGCCACCAGGUGCGCCCCAUCGAGGAGGCUGCCCUGGAAUACAAGGAGCAAAUUCAAAAGCAGCUGGAGCAUCUGAAGGCGUUGAGAAAAUCUGGGGAGGAACAGAGAUCUCAGGGGGAUAAGAAGACUGCAAAAUUGCUGAAACAAACUGAAACCCAGAAGCAGAGACUCCGGCACCAGUUGGAGCAGCUGUACCGUCAUUUGCAGCAGCAAGAGAAGCUCUUUGUGGCCUCAUUAGAGGAUCUGAGCCGGACUAUUGGCCAGGUCAGGGAGAAAUACAGCACCCAAGUGUCCAGAGACAUUGCGCAUCUUGACAAGCUGAUUGGGGACCUGGAGGCCAAGCAGUGCCAGCCGGAAUGGGAGCUCAUGCAGGACAUCGGAGUCACCCUGCACAGGGUCAAGAUAGCGACUGUUCCUAAGCCAUGGUACACUCCUCCAGAGGUGGAGAAAAAGAUCCACUUGAUCUACCAGAAAUCAGAGUUUAUGGAGAAGAGCAUGAAGUCUUUCUGGGAAACCCUGCGUUCAGAAAUGGACACCUUCAAUGUUCCAGAACUGAUAUGCGCUCAGGCACAUGCUGUUAAUGUGAUUCUGGAUACAGAAACUGCCCACCCUAACCUCAUCUUCUCUAAUAACCUGAAGAGCGUAAGACUUGGAAACAAGUGGAAUCGUCUGCCUGACAAUCCAGAAAGAUUUGAUAGUUGCACCAUCGCCCUAGGCCUUCCAAGCUUCCUCUCUGGCCGCCAUUACUGGGAAGUGGAGGUGGGGAACAAAACAGGGUGGAUCCUGGGCAUCUGCAAGGCAUCUGCAAGCAGGAAAGGGACCAUGACGCUGUCAGCCAACAACGGCUACUGGGUGGUGAUGAUGAUGAAGCGAAAUGAGUACCAGGUGUCCACCAUUCCCCCAACACGCCUGCAGAUAAGGGAAGCCCCCAGACGUGUGGGCAUCUUCCUGGACUACAUGGCUGGAGACAUUUCCUUUUACAAUGUAACAUACAAAUCCCUCAUCUACACAUUCACCAGCUUCUCUUUUUCUGGGGCCCUUCAGCCUAUGUUCAGCCCGGGAAUACAUGAUGGAGGGAAGAACAUGGAUCCUCUGACCAUCUGUCCCAUGGCUGACCAGAGGCCUCAAUGAAUGCCCAGCACUUCGCAUCUCUCUUCCAGCUCCCAGCCUUGUAUCUUGAAUCUGUACACUCAACUGUCAUUAUUGAAUGCCUACUGGGUUCCAGCUGCUGUGGUAACAUAACAAGAGAAGAGUGCCUGUGCCCAAAGAGCCUAUGGAAUGGGAGCAGAAAUAAGCUGAGAACCCAAAUAUUGGUAAACAAAGGGUGAAGAAAACAUGUACUGAUGACACCUAAGAGGAAGAAGUACAUGGCUGUAGCUUAAUAAAUCCUUGUAUGAAUUAGCACCCUGAGAUGUCACUAAGACAGAGAGCUCACCCCCUUUUAGCCCCAGAGCUCUAUGGCAAGGAUGUGUCCCCUUAUUCUAUCCUCCUAUCCUCUUCCUUGAGGACUUGGAAAGCUGAGAAACAAAACAAGCAGACUGGACUGUUAUAUUUUUGUACCUGGAUUAAUGAACUACAGAUUUUAAGAAUAUUGGCUAGGCCUCGUAAAUAAAUCAAUUAUAAAACUUGGUCAUAA